AUGAAACGCUCUUUUCCUUGCGUGCCUUCGGAGCUUGACUCCUCUGUCCCGACGCGCUUCUCUUUUCCUCAAUUGCUCCUCGUCAUCUGCUAUGCUCUGAUUCGCUCGACUUUGCCCCGCCAAUCUGGGGAAUAUCGGCAGAUUCAAGAUAUUCUUCGUCGCGGUGACACCGAAUGGGAGCCGCGCGUUGGCUCUGAGGGCGGCCUAGAACUGCAAGAACAAGACUGGCAUCGAACGAAGCCGGAGACCCGUCGAAUCUGGCACAAAAUUCACGAACAGCUAGCCCAGCAGGAGUCCAGUUUUAGUAAAGUGUCUACUGAGCACCUGCGCAGUGAACUUCUUCAUCGAAUUGAGCAGAUUUCUGCACAGUGCCUGAAUAUUCUCGAUCGACCACCGCCACGUUUACACUCGCCGGACAUUCUUCUUGGUGGCAAAGCAAGACUCAUCCUUCUUGGGUUUAGUCUUGCGGUGACACCAUUUAUCUGUGGCAUUGAAUCCUUUGCGUCUAAACUAUGGGAUCCAGAUCAGGACACCCUUGGGGUGAUGCUCUCUCAAUUGAACGAAUCGCCUCUAUUUCCAAAUAUCCUCUCUGGUCGUGAUUUGGUAGCCGCUCUUAAUUCUUUGGAAUUGAUUUUUUCCAACGAGCAAGCAAUGUCAUUCACGAAGAUUGAGGUGGUCAGAUAUGAGACAAUUGAAUGGAGUCAUGGGAUGUUCGAGGUUGAGGACGGUUUUCAGACCACACGGACAGAUGAUUUUCAAAUGAGAUGGCGCAGAGAAACUUUGAGCAGUAGACGCUCGGCUUAUUCAAGGCGUCGGAAGCACGGCUCACCAGAGCCAAAGAGGGUUAAGCAUCAUUAA
Messenger RNA from Penicillium angulare, 858 nucleotides. RefSeq lists its product as uncharacterized. The record is from RefSeq and is a predicted model, not a curated record. The coding region runs from base 1 to 858 and encodes 285 amino acids. NCBI's taxonomy places the organism in Eukaryota, Fungi, Ascomycota, Eurotiomycetes, Eurotiales, Aspergillaceae. The transcript has a single exon.